CCAUGGCAGCCUGCAACACGAACAUUCUAAAACUAGUCUCUAUCAUCUUCUUCCUCACAUCUUUCUUCUCCACCGGAACCCUAGCGCAGUGCAAGGAAGAAACCAACAACUCCUGCAACAAUAAAACCAAAGCUCUGCCAUUAAAACUCAUUGGCAUUGCUUCAAUCCUCAUCACCAGCAUCAUCGGAGUCUCUCUCCCUCUUGUCACCCGCUCUGUUCCCGCCCUCAGCCCUGACCGAAGCCUUUUCAUCAUCAUCAAAGCUUUCGCCUCCGGCAUCAUUCUGGCCACCGGAUUCAUGCACGUCUUGCCGGAUUCUUUCGGCAUGUUGAGGUCCAGUUGCUUGGCUGAGAACCCAUGGCACAAGUUCCCGUUCACGGGGUUUGUUGCUAUGUUGUCUGCGGUUUUCACACUCAUGGUGGAUUCCAUGGCUACCAGUAUGUAUACUAAGACGAAUAACUCAGUCUCGGCCGAAGCUGAUAAGGUGGUAGUUGCCGGUGACCAUGAGAUGCCGGUGGUGGAGAGUGGCGGUGGACAUUUCCAUGGACACCACCAACAUGGACAAAGGGGCUCAAUCGGAACACAACUGCUACGGUAUCGCGUUGUUGCCAUGGUACUCGAGCUUGGAAUAGUGGUCCACUCGAUAAUAAUCGGGUUAGGUGUUGGAGCUUCGAAUGACAUUUGCACCAUCAAACCAUUGGUUGUAGCCCUUUGUUUCCACCAGCUGUUUGAAGGCAUGGGCCUUGGUGGUUGCAUCCUUCAGGCCGAAUACAAAACGAUGAAGAAACUCGUUAUGGUAUUUUUCUUCUCAAUGACGACUCCUUUUGGGAUUGCAUUGGGGAUCGGGUUGUCGAAUACAUACAAAGAGAAUAGCCCAAGCUCAUUAAUCGUUGUGGGGCUGCUUAAUGCUUCCUCAGCUGGUCUCCUCAUCUACAUGGCUUUGGUGGAUCUUCUUGCGUCUGAUUUUAUGGGUCCGAAGCUACAAGGGAGCAUUAAGCUCCAAAUUAAGUCGUAUGUUGCAGUGUUUCUUGGAGCUGGAGGCAUGUCUGUAAUGGCGAAAUGGGCUUAA
This is a messenger RNA of Lactuca sativa (garden lettuce), 1067 nucleotides long. Its product is annotated as putative zinc transporter 10. The record is from RefSeq and is a predicted model, not a curated record. Lineage: Eukaryota; Viridiplantae; Streptophyta; Magnoliopsida; Asterales; Asteraceae. Gene Ontology annotation, biological process: zinc ion transmembrane transport. Gene Ontology annotation, molecular function: zinc ion transmembrane transporter activity. Gene Ontology annotation, cellular component: plasma membrane.